Messenger RNA from Lolium rigidum, 931 nucleotides. RefSeq names its product probable NADPH:quinone oxidoreductase 1. The coding region runs from base 33 to 617 and encodes 194 amino acids. Gene Ontology annotation, molecular function: oxidoreductase activity; FMN binding. The record is from RefSeq and is a predicted model, not a curated record. The transcript is spliced from 3 exons. Gene Ontology annotation, cellular component: cytosol. Lineage: Eukaryota; Viridiplantae; Streptophyta; Magnoliopsida; Poales; Poaceae.
AUCCACCGCUCCUCCGUCCGAAAGCACAAGCAAUGGAGGCGAAGCCCAUCAUCCGCGUCGUCGCCGUCUGCGGCUCCCUCCGCAAGGCCUCCUACAACAGCGGCCUCCUCCGCGCCGCCGCAGAGGUGUGCGAGGAGUGCAUCCCGGGGAUGCGCGUGGAGCACGUCGACAUCUCCGACCUGCCGCUGCUCAACACCGACCUCGAGACCGCCGACGGGGGGUUCCCGCCCGCCGUCGAGGCCUUCCGCGACCAGGUCCGCACCGCCGACUGCUUCCUCUUCGGCUCGCCCGAGUUCAACUACUCCAUCGCAACCCCACUGAAGAAUGCACUAGAUUGGGCUUCCAGAGGAAAGAAUUGCUGGGCAGACAAACCUGCCGCGAUUGUCAGUGCUGGAGGUGGCUUUGGAGGAGGCAGAUCACAGUACCAUCUCCGUCAGAUUGGGGUGUUUUUAGAUCUUCAUUUUAUCAACAAGCCAGAGCUAUUCGUCCAAGCAUUUCAGCAGCCACCUAAGUUUGACAGCGAUGGGAACCUUAUUGACGAUGAGAUCAGAGAGCGAAUCAAGCAAGUGCUAUUAUCCCUCCAGGCCUUCACACUCAGGUUCCAGAAGAAGGAUUGAUGCAACACAGGACCGUAUUAAUCUGCAUUUCUUCUUGGGUGUUUUGCACUGUGGGUAUUGUAUAAUAUGCCUUGUUUCAUGUCAUUUUUGCUUCACAUUCGGAUAAUGUAUUGUCAGGAGACUUAAACUGUAAUAAAUCGCCUGCUUCCUUGUUAUAGAAGGUUUAGUGAUUUGACAGUUUCCUUCUGUAAAGCAUUUUGGGGGUUUAUCAAACACCUUCUCCAAUUGAGUCCAGUAGUAUAUAAAUUUUAGAUUCUGUGUAAUUUUCUGACUGAGAUAUUGGGUUAUAUGUAUUUGAUGUGCUUAUUUUGUCC